Messenger RNA from Aricia agestis (brown argus), 3113 nucleotides. RefSeq names its product dual specificity testis-specific protein kinase 1 (gene cdi). NCBI's taxonomy places the organism in Eukaryota, Metazoa, Arthropoda, Insecta, Lepidoptera, Lycaenidae. Gene Ontology annotation, cellular component: cytoplasm; nucleus. The coding region runs from base 366 to 2291 and encodes 641 amino acids. Gene Ontology annotation, biological process: actin cytoskeleton organization; protein phosphorylation. Gene Ontology annotation, molecular function: ATP binding; protein serine/threonine kinase activity; peroxidase activity. The record is from RefSeq and is a predicted model, not a curated record. The transcript has 9 exons.
AAUUUUUAGCUUUCAUCGCUUUACUGAACACUGUUUGCUUGUUAUUUGUUAGUACGCGCGUCCCCAGUCAGUGAACUGUUCGAUUCAAUGAUAAUGUUGUACAUAGUAUUACAAUACAAAUACAAAUACAAUAAAUAAACUCGCAUGGUUAACUCGCGGUUUCGUUGAAUCACAACGAGCACAGUUGGGAUGUUACGGAAUAGUGUGAUAGUGACGAGUAGAAUAAAUUCUUCGGUGACUUACGUUGAUAUUUUUUUCCUAGUUUCAAGUACCGACAGUAUUAUUGUGAUGGAAACUGUUCAAUUCAGCUGCUUCAACCGCUAUGUUAGAAGCGGGCUAGGAUCGGCGCGCUCGUGAUCAUCAGAAUGCAAGACGACUACCUGGAGUGUUCGCGGAGCUCGGAUCGGCGGCGGCCAACGAAAGUGCUGACCAUCGCGGAGAGUUUCACGAACUUGGAUGAGACGGCGAAGGCCGGGCGGUUCGUGCGGGGCCCGAACUCGCGGCUCGGGCGGCGCUUCCAGGAUAGUGGUCGCGGGAAACGGUGUUGUGAUGAUAGUGCGGAGUCCAGUGUGAGUGAUGGUGAGAAGGUUGGCGACCGCCGCGUCACGGGCUCGUCCUGCACGGCGCUGCGGACCGCCGUGGCGGCCCUCUACCCCUUCGACGACUUCAUCCUAGAGAAGAUCGGCAGCGGCUUCUUCUCUGAAGUGUUUAAGGUGACGCACAAGACGUCGAACAAGGUGAUGGUGCUGAAGAUGAACCAGCAGCGCGCCAACCGCCCCAACAUGCUGCGGGAGGUGCAGCUCAUGAACAAGCUCAAACAUCCCAACAUCCUAGGGUUUAUGGGUGUGUGCGUGCACGAGGGCCAGCUGCACGCGCUCACGGAGUACAUGUCGGGCGGGUCGCUGGAGCAGCUGCUGCUGUCGCCGGCGCCGCUGCCGCAGCCGCUGCGGGUGUCGCUCGCCGCCGACAUGGCCGAGGGCAUGAAGUACCUGCACGCGCUGGGCGUGUUCCACAGGGACCUCACCGCCAAGAAUGUAUUAUUAAAGAAGAACGGCGAGGACGACUACACGGCCGUCGUCGCGGACUUCGGGUUAGCCGCCAAAAUACCCAACCAAGACACCGGUUACCGGCUGCCGAGCGUGGGGUCGCCGUGGUGGAUGUCGCCGGAGUGUCUCCGCGGCAAGUUCUACGACCACCGCUCCGACAUCUUCUCCUACGGCAUCAUCCUGUGCCAGCUCAUCGCCAGGGUGGACGCGGACCCGGACGUGCUGCCGCGCACCGACAACUUCGGCCUCAACUACAUGGCGUUCGUGGAGCUGUGCGGCGCCGACACCGUGCCCGACCUGCUGCGCCUCGCCUUCCACUGCUGCAUCUACGACCCCGCGGCGCGGCCGCUGUUCCCCGAGAUCGUGAGCAAGCUGGGCGAGGUGCGCGCCGGCCUCGAUGACGCCGUCGCCACCCCCAACACCUCCCUCGACGGCGAGGAGGCGGACUCCUCCGGGCCGCGCUCCUGCCCCGGCGCGCUCGCCUGGCGCCGCCCCGCGCCCCCUCACCGCCGCUCCCUGUCCGAGCUCGAGUGGGCCGAGCGCGCCGGCGCCCCGCCCCCGCACCGCUCCGCCUGCGCGCUCGCCCCGCCCCCCGGCCCCGCGCCGCCCCGCCUCCAGCGCCUGCUGCGCCUCGCGCACAUCAUGCUGCUGCGCGACAGCAGCGCCGCGCCCCGCCCCGCGCGCCGCGCGCUCCACACCUUCCGCGGCGUGCACAAGAUCCUCGAGGGCGAGCCGGCGCGGCGCGACGACGACGAGCCGCGGGCCGCCUCGCUGCCACCCUCCCCACCGCCUGCGCGCCGCGACGAGCGCCGCCGCGGCUCCUGCGAGUCCGGUGUGUUCAGCGUCGCCGCCGAGGAGCUCGCGCCCGCCGCGGCCGCCUGCCCCUGCGCGCUGCUCGGCUGCCACCGCUGCUGGUGGUGGCGGCGUGAGCGCCCGCGGCCGCGGCUCUGCGCCGACUGCCUGGCCGCGUACGAGGGCGCGCUGCGCAGCGAAGACGUCGCGUCGCUGGGCUCCGACAGCCUGUUCGACGACCGCGCGCCGCGCGCCCGCUCCGCGCAGAUCGCGCGCAUCGUCGAGUACUUCGAGCGGCAGGGCGGCGAGCUGAGCGCCGGCGAGCUGGCGGGCCAGCUGCUGGCGCUGGGCGGGGCCGGCGCGGGGGGCGGCGGGGGAGGCGGAGGGCGGCGCCUGCUGGUGUGCGAGGGGGCGGUCAAGUCGAAGCUACCGCUGUUCGACAAGAAGUCGUAGCGGCGGGGCGAGCCCGAGCGCCGCUGCUCCAUGUACCGGUGAGGGCGCGCGGGCCGGCCCGGGGAAGCCACCCCCGAACCGUGAUGUCCGAGACUGUGCGUGCGUGAGUGCGUGAGUGCGUAGUGGGACGAGUGCGGUAGUCGCACCUCGAGUGACACACGUCACGUCACCCGCCUACAUGAACGACGGACGCGGACUCUAAACUACCCCGCAUGUGAUCGGAAUGUAUAGGACUGUAAUUUUAUUGUUAUUUAUGUCGACAUUGGGGUCGAAUAUGCGCGAGCUUAUACGCCCCGCAUGUCGCACCGAGUUUUAAGUUUAAUCAAACUUCAUUGAAAUUUUGUAGUAAAAUUUCAACGGAAAUAGCCUUCACAAGGAACAAUAAUAUAUUUUGUGGCGUCGAGUCGAGUCGCCUGGACUGUGGACUUGUACUUUAGAGGUACGCGCAUAUUAUGACGAACCGCAGUGUAGAGAAUAUGAGGCCCGACAUAACAUGUGCGCACCUUAACACUUAGAUUUUGUGUAAAUAACGGUUAGGUAUAGGUUAAAGUUUUUUUUUUAAUAUUUAUAAUUUAUAUACAGUAUUAGAACCCACUUGCCAGUUAAUAGGUUUGUAAAUAUCAGGGCUCGGAACCGGUUUGAAAAUACCGGUUUAUUUCGGUUAAAAACCGGUAAAUAUAUCGUUCUUUUAUUUACCGUUUAAACAAGCGAACGGUUUUUACGUAACCAAAAUGAUUUAGGUUACCGGUUACUAACACACAAACGAUUUUGAAAACCCAAAUUAACCGGUUAAUUCUUCGAUCGCGCUUCUUGGAAAUCUAU